AUGGCGGAAGAAAAGAUGACACUAGAAGAUUGGCUGGACGACUUGUGCGUCCGGUUCAUCGUCAACCUCGGCCAGGCCGACCUGUCUGAUACUGCUCGCAUCUGCUUUCAAAUCGAGGAGGCGCAAUGGUUCUACGAAGAUUUCAUCCGACCGCUCGACCCUCAACUACCCUCGAUGACGUUAAAGCAGUUCAGUCUCAAAAUGUUCCAGCACUGCCCUCUCUUCGCCGGCUUCACGGCCCAGGAGCACCAGAUGGCCUUUGAGAGAUUCCUACAAUACAAAACUCGUGUCCCCGUGCGCGGCGCCAUCAUGCUCAAUGCUGCCAUGGACUCUGCCGUGCUCGUCAGGGGCUACAAGAAGGGCGCGAGCUGGAGUUUCCCACGCGGAAAGAUCAACAAGGAUGAAGAUGAUCUUGACUGUGCCGUGCGCGAGGUUAUUGAGGAGACAGGAUUCGAUCUGCGACUUGCUGGUCUCGUAGACCGCAACGCCCCAGUCACUCCCGUCGAAGUCACCAUGAAGGAUCAGCAGGUUCGGCUUUAUGUGUUCCGGGAUGUCCCCGAGGACACGGCUUUCGCGCCGAAGACUCGCAAAGAGAUUGGAGCCAUUCAAUGGUAUAAGCUCAACGACCUUCCGGCUUUCAGGAAGAAAAAGGGCAAGAGUGCCGACGCCACGAGUGGGGACCGCUUCUACAUGGUUGCGCCUUUCAUGGUGCAGCUCAGGAAUUGGAUCAGACAGCAGAAGAAGGACCGACCUUCACAAGUGCCAGCAGACGAGGGCCUCACAGACGACAACGUUUUCUAUCCGCAAGCACCCACCCAGAACGUGGACGUGGACUAUGCCACCAAAGAGCUGCAAGAUCUCCUGCAUAUCACACCGCAAGCACCUGUUCAGUCUGGUCAUCAGACGGCAGCCAACCAGGACGCUGCUGCGGCACAUCUGAUGGCUUUACUCCAGCCAGGUCUAGCUGCCGGUUUUGGUGGGCAGCAGUCACAGCCGCAAAUGCAAGAGCAAGCGCAGCAGCGGCAACAGCUGCAGUACGAGAUACAGCAACAGGAGCUUCAGGUGCAGCAGCUCCACAAUCAGCACAUGCAACAACUCCAGCUUCAGCAGCAUCACCUGCAGCAGCAGAUCCACCAACGCGAACAGCAACAGAUCCACCAACGCGAGCAGCAGCAAUACCAGCAGCAGUAUCAGCAGUAUUUUAAGCUAGAACAAGAGAAGCAGCAUUUUGCCAAGCAGCAGUAUGCGCAGCAGCAAUAUCCAAACGCCCAUCGCGAUCGUGUAACGGCUGAAGUACCGCAGCCUCAAUCACCGCACUAUCAGCACCAAACACAGCGUAUGUAUACGCAAGAAUAUGGGCAACCACCACCGGCAAGCAAUUUCUCGGCGCCUGCUGGAGGCUAUGGCCAGUUUCAACACCAAAGACCUCAAGUGCAGGUCCCGGUCCCCGAUCACAGACAGAUGGCGCCUCCCCAGCUCCUUCAACGUGAGCCUGUACAGCUUGUCCACCCUCAGCCGAUGCCAGCGCCGCAAGUCGUUUCGGCAAUGGUGAACAACUACGGCAAUGAUUAUAACCAGGCAGCAAGCAAAGGUCCUACGAAUCAAAACCAGCAGCCCCUGGCAGGCAUGGCGUCCCAAACUCUCCCAGGUGGUCUUCAGCAACAAGCCCGUGGCCCAGCGCUCCCCACUCAGAUGCCUGCCCACUCCAUGAACCUGCUAAAUACCUUGAUGGGCGGUGGCAGUUCAGGCAAGCCACAAGCCCAGCUGCAGGUGUCCCAAACACACGCCACACUAGCAGGAGCACCUCAACCUCCUGCGCAUACGCGGCCACAAGCGACGUCGGACUUUGCGCCGCAAGUGAUCGACGGCGUAGAAUCGAAUUACCACAACCUGGCUCAGAGCUCGCCGUCGACGAGAACUCAGGCAAUGGAUAAGCAUCACAGUAAUCUCCUCGACAUGUUCAAGAUUGGGGGGCAAAGUGCGCCACCUGCACAACAACAGGACAAGAAGACGUUCCAUUCAAACCCAGUCAGCCCGGAGGACAAGCACCGGCAGCCACGGCAGCCUAUUCAGGAGCUACCCACCAUGGCAGAUGUGAUGAAGACGGCCGCGAAACAGAACGGCCAGCCGAUUCAGAUGAGCGCGGAGACCAAUCUGCCUUAUGGGGCGGUUGCCAUAUUAGCACGUCCUCAAUCGAAUCGCCAAGCUGUGAAAGAGAUGCCAGCUCCCGCACCCGCUCCCGCACCUGCACCUGCACCUGCACCUGCACCUGCACCUGUACCUGCACCAGCAACAUCGCAACCCCAAAGCCCGCUUCGCCCUAUUCGAGAACCGCGUAUCGGAUCACGGGACAACUCCGGCUUCCCCUCGGCCAGAUCCUCGCCCCGACAGAUCCAAACGCAAUCGCAACGAAGCGUGCCGCCGUCUCAACUCAGCCCCCAGUCUCAAGGACCCUUUAGCAAGCUGCAGCAUGGACACACUCAAUCCCCGUUGGCUCGGAUGCAGAACCAGGCAUCCGACAUAACAAGGUCGAAGUCGCCUCUCUCGCAGGUGUACUCGCCAGGCUUGCCAUACGAUGGCCCUGCCGGUUCUUCGAUGAUGGUGUCGACGCCACCGUCAACAACGCAGCUUGCAGUGCCUGGUGUCGGCAAGACCAGGCGAGAGUCGACUGCGGAGCACAAGCAGUCUCUUCUGUCUCUUUUCGGCCAACCGAAGGCGGGCAACGACGGUUCUUUUGGGAAGGGCAAGGACGCCAUUUCACCAGAGGCGUACGGUGGGGGCAGUGCAGCCCGCUCCCGCGUCGCUUCUGUGGCUUCGAGCUCGGGUGCUGGGCUACCAGGCGCGAACGGAUCAAGGCGUGGUAGCCAGUCGCCCAUGUCGUCGUCGGACCGGAACUUUCUGCUUGGGUUCCUGCAGACGGCCUCGAACAAGGCUGCAUUCCCAUGCGAUCCAUCAACCUCCCUCCACCUGCUGCUCAACGACGACAACGACGAAAACGACGACAACUGCAACUACAAUAUCGCAACGACGGCUACCCUGUCAUUCCUCGACCGCCCAACGCUUGAGGAUCAGUCUCUGGUUGUGAGCUUGGCAUACUGCUCCAGCGACACCAAGGACCACUGUCGUCAACCACAGCCCACAUCGACUGCCCUUGACGCAAGCCCUCGCACUUCAGAGGCGGUGAUUGAAAGGCCUGCUCAUCGCGAUCUCCCAAGAGGCAUUUACACAACUGACUUCUUGGGUGAGGCACCCGCCUCUUGA
Molecule: messenger RNA, 3261 nt
Organism: Microdochium trichocladiopsis
Lineage: Eukaryota; Fungi; Ascomycota; Sordariomycetes; Xylariales; Microdochiaceae
Exons: 2
Coding region: 1-3261 (1086 amino acids)
Biological process (GO): deadenylation-dependent decapping of nuclear-transcribed mRNA; nuclear-transcribed mRNA catabolic process, nonsense-mediated decay
Cellular component (GO): cytoplasm; P-body
Molecular function (GO): 5'-(N(7)-methylguanosine 5'-triphospho)-[mRNA] hydrolase activity; manganese ion binding; RNA binding
Source: RefSeq, a predicted model, not a curated record